This is a messenger RNA of Didymodactylos carnosus, 440 nucleotides long. The record is from the annotation of a GenBank genome assembly. Lineage: Eukaryota; Metazoa; Rotifera; Eurotatoria; Philodinida; Philodinidae.
GUCUAAACCGCCCAGUUUUUUGCCGGUUUUUCACCGUUCUCGAAAUUUGUUGAAAACCGGCCGGUCUUCUUGCCGUUUUUCACCGGUCUAAAAAGAUUUUUGGGCCGGCCGGUCACCGGGCGGUCCGGUCCGGUCUGCUGUUUUGAACCGGCCGGCCCGGCCUCUUAUUUUUAGACCGGUUCCAACUCUGUCUUACACCAUCAAUCCAACUCAGUGACGAUGAAGAUAAUGGUCAGUUAAGUGAUAUUGAAAUAAUUGAUGGCUAUUCAACGUCGGCGUUAUCUGUUGACAAUGAUGAAGAUGAACAAAUGUUAAAUGAAUUAUUGUAUAAUGUUAAAUAUAAUAGUGAUAAUCGUCCCGUUCCUGAAUAUACUCAGUAUAGUGUUAGGGAAUUAUCGAUCGAAUUACUGAACUUUUUUCGAGCAUCCAGAUUACCUUAA